Molecule: messenger RNA, 1173 nt
Organism: Cryptotermes secundus
Lineage: Eukaryota; Metazoa; Arthropoda; Insecta; Blattodea; Kalotermitidae
Product: proteasome subunit alpha type-6
Exons: 7
Coding region: 36-776 (246 amino acids)
Biological process (GO): ubiquitin-dependent protein catabolic process
Cellular component (GO): proteasome core complex; nucleus; cytosol
Source: RefSeq, a predicted model, not a curated record
UGCUAAAUUGAAUACAAACGUCUACUCGUACAAUCAUGGCGCGAGGAAGCAGUGCUGGUUUUGACAGACAUAUCACUAUAUUUUCUCCUGAAGGUAGACUGUAUCAAGUGGAAUACGCAUUUAAGGCGAUAAACCAGGGAGGGCUCACGUCUGUUGCUUUGAAAGGAGUGGAUACAGCUGUAGUGGCUACUCAGAAAAAAGUGCCUGACAAGUUGCUUGAUCCUUCUACUGUAACCCACCUCUUCAAGCUGACAGAGAAAAUAGGAUGUGUCAUGACAGGAAUGAUCGCGGACAGCAAAUCCCAGGUGCAACGUGCUCGAUAUGAGGCAGCUAAUUGGAAGUAUAAGAACGGUUAUGAUAUUCCUGUGGAUACCUUGUGUCGCCGGGUGGCAGAUAUCUCACAAGUGUACACACAGAAUGCAGAGAUGCGUCCGCUGGGUUGCAGUAUGAUAUUAAUAGCAUAUGAUGAUGAGAAUGGGCCCUGUAUGUAUAAGACAGAUCCAGCAGGUUACUUUUGUGGUUAUAGAGCCAUUAGUGUGGGCUCGAAACAUACGGAAGCUAACAGCUAUCUUGAGAAGAAACUCAAGAAGAAACAAGAUUAUACUAGCGAUGAAGCUGUCCAGUUGGCCAUCAUGUGCCUAUCUACUGUUCUGUCGGUUGACUUCAAACCUACUGAAAUUGAAGUAGGCAUUGUCACAAAAGAGAAUCCAAAGUUCAGGAUUCUAAGUGAAGCUGAACUUGAUAAGCAUCUAACAGCUAUUGCAGAAAAGGACUGAGAAUGUGUGUUUGGUGAUUGUAUUGAAAGUAUAUGAAUACAAUGUUAAAAUCUUACAAAUGGUGUUCUUUUAACAUUACAUAACAUGUGACCCAACUAAUAUGCAACUAUUAAAGAUCUUCUGUUUUAUUUUUGUGACAGUAUCAUAUUUUGCAUGUUGUUUAAUGUUUCAGUAUGGUAGAUAUCAGCUUGAAGGCUAAACUUCACAUUUUAUCAUCUCCAUCUUUGUGACAUUGUUUUAGAUCAGCGCAAGAAAAAGAGGCUAUAAGAAUCUCUGUUCUUAGAAAUCAGUUGUGAGUUUUGAAUGUAAAUUGUUUUCUCUGUGUUUUGAAUGAAUCUGAAGCAUACUUUAUAAGAGGCAGGAGGCUGUGAAGGAACCGGAGUAAAUAUUAAACCUU